GACCGCUCUGUCCCUGCCCGGGCGCCAGCCACGGCUUUAAAGGGUCUCUCUGCCCGGCCCCUUAGCAGCUCCGCUACGAACUCCGGGAGGCUUCGGGCCGCGUCCUGGGGCUCCCCACUCGACCUGAUCGGACUUAAGAAGGUGAUCGCUCUGCUUUCCCUGCCUCCUACCCGUCUCCUUCCCCCCACUUAACUUUUUGUCUCCACUCGCCUGCAGCGCUGUCCUCUCCCCACAAACCUACCCGCGGCUGUGCCAACCGCGCGGGGCAUGGGCCCUCCAACACGGCUCCUGGAGGCCCCGCGGCGCCGCAAGAUGUGAGAGGCCCGUGUGAGGCAGAGCCAAAGCUUCGGGAGAGGAGCUGAUAGCCCCCAGCCUCUAAAGGCCAGAAGAGGUGGCUGUGCGCGCUGUGCCCCCGCGGUGCUGAGCGUCUCGGAGCGCCCAACCCAGGGCCGGAACGAGUAGCUGGCCGGAGGCGCGCCGCGGAGAGCAGGCUGUCAUGCCCUAUUGAUUCCCCCACCCCCCGCCAAGUAUGUUUGGGCUGGACCAAUUCGAGCCCCAGAUCAACAGCAGGAACGCUGGCCAGGGCGAGAGGAACUUUAACGAGGCCGGACUAAGCAUGAACACCCACUUUAAGGCCCCGGCUUUCCAUGCAGGGGGACCCCCUGGCCCCGUGGACCCUGCCAUGAGCGCACUGGGCGAGCCCCCGAUCUUGGGCAUGAACAUGGAGCCUUACGGCUUCCACGCGCGCGGCCACUCGGAGUUGCACGCGGGGGGGCUGCAGGCACAGCCGGUGCACGGAUUCUUUGGAAGCCAGCAGCCGCACCACGGCCACCCGGGAGGCCACCACCCCCACCAACAUCACCCUCACUUCGGGGGCAACUUUGGUGGCCCGGACCCAGGGGCCUCGUGCCUGCACGGGGGUCGCCUGCUCGGCUACGGCGGCGCCGGCGGCGGCCUGGGCAGCCAGCCGCCCUUCGCCGAGGGUUAUGAUCACAUGGCGGAGAGCCAGGGGCCUGAGAGCUUCGGCCCGCAGCGACCCGGAAACCUCCCGGACUUUCACAGUUCGGGCGCCUCGGGCCAUGCCGUGCCUGCUCCAUGCUUGCCGCUGGACCAGAGCCCGAACCGAGCCGCCUCCUUCCACGGCCUGCCCGCCUCCAGCGGCUCUGAUUCCCACAGUCUGGAGAACCGGAGGGUGGCGAACCAAGGAGCCGUCGACUCGCUGGAAUACAAUUACCCGGGCGAGGCGCCCUCGGGACAUUUCGACAUGUUUUCGCCCUCUGAUUCUGAGGGGCAGCUGCCUCAUUAUGCGGCGGGUCGCCAGGUUCCCGGGGGCUCUUUCCCGGGUGCCUCGGCCAUGCCCAGAGCUGCAGGCAUGGUCGGGUUGUCCAAAAUGCACGCCCAGCAGCAGCAGCAGCAGCAGCAGCAACAGCAGCCGCCGCCGCACGGUGUGUUCUUCGAGAGGUUCGGCGGGGCCCGCAAGAUGCCCGUGGGCAUGGAGCCCGGGGUAGGCUCAAGGCACCCCUUAAUGCAGCCUCCUCCGCAGGCCCCGCCGCCCCCUCAGCAGCAGCCCCCACAGCAGACUCAGCAGCCGCCGCAGCCGCAGCAACAGCAGCAGCCUCCGCCGCCUGGGCUCCUGGUCCGACAAAAUUCGUGCCCGCCUGCGCUCCCGCGGCCCCAGCAGGGCGAGGCGGGCACGCCCAGCGGCAGCCUGCAGGAUGGGGGCCCCAUGCUGCCCAGCCAACACGCGCAGUUCGAGUACCCCAUCCACAGGCUGGAGAACCGGAGCAUGCACCCUUAUUCUGAGCCUGUGUUCAACAUGCAGCAUCCUCCUCCGCAGCAGGCGCCUAACCAGCGGCUGCAGCAUUUCGACGCACCCCCUUAUAUGAAUGUGGCCAAGAGGCCGCGCUUUGACUUCCCGGGCAGCGCGGGAGUGGACCGCUGCGCUUCGUGGAACGGCAGCAUGCACAACGGCGCUCUGGACAACCACCUCUCGCCCUCCGCCUACUCUGGCCUGCCCGGUGAGUUUACACCGCCGGUCCCUGACAGCUUCCCCUCAGGGCCACCCCUGCAGCAUCCAGCCCCGGACCACCAGUCCCUACAGCAGCAGCAGCAGCAACAACAACAGCAGCAGCAGCAACAGCAGCGCCAAAACGCGGCCCUCAUGAUUAAGCAGAUGGCGUCGCGGAAUCAGCAGCAGCGACUGCGCCAACCCAACCUGGCCCAGCUAGGCCACCCCGGCGAAGUGGGCCAGGGAGGCCUGGUGCAUGGCGCCCCGGUGAGCGGCUUGGCCCAGCCGAACUUUGAGCGUGAAAGCGGCGGCGCGGGCGCGGGGCGCCUGGGCACCUUCGAGCAGCAGGCGCCGCACCUGGCGCAGGAGAGUGCGUGGUUCCCAGGUCCGCAUCCGCCACCUGGUGACCUGCUGCCCCGCAGGAUGGGCGGCUCAGGCUUGCCCGCUGACUGCGGCCCGCACGACCCCGGGUUGGCGCCGCCCCCUCCUCCCGGUGGCUCGGGGGUGCUGUUCCGGGGCCCUCUGCAGGAGCCGCUGAGGAUGCCCGGAGAGGGCCACGUGCCCGCGCUGCCCUCCCCUGGCCUGCAGUUCGGGGGCAGCCUGGCCGGCCUGGGCCAGCUGCAGUCACCGGGGGCUGGAGUGGGGCUACCUAGCGCUCCCUCCGAGCGCCGGCCCCCGCCGCCGGAUUUCACGGCGCCCGCGCUUGGGGGCCAGCCUGGCUUCCCGUUCGGCGCAGCGAACCGGCAGGCCACGCCGCACAGCGGCCCAGGCGUGAACUCGCCCCCUAGCGCGGGUGGGGGUGGCGGCAGCACUGGCGGCGGCGGCGGCGGGGGCGCAUACCCGCCGCAGCCUGAUUUCCAGCCCAGCCAACGCGCCUCGGCCAGUAAACUGGGCGCGCUCUCGCUGGGCUCCUUCAACAAGCCCAGUUCCAAGGACAACCUGUUCGGCCAGAGCUGCCUGGCUGCGCUCUCCACAGCCUGCCAGAACAUGAUCGCCAGCCUCGGGGCCCCCAACCUCAACGUGACCUUCAACAAGAAGAACCCGCCCGAGGGGAAGAGGAAACUGAGCCAGAACGAGACCGAUGGUGCGGCCGUUGCCGGCAACCCGGGCUCGGAUUACUUCCCCGGAGGGACUGCACCGGGCGCCCCGGGGCCCGGAGGCCCGUCGGGGACCAGCAACGGUGGCUCCAAAACCUCGGGGCCGCCCAACCCUCCUGCCCAGGGGGACGGCACCAGCCUCUCUCCCAACUACACCCUGGAAUCGACGUCGGGGAACGACGGCAAGCCGGUCCCCGGGGGCGGUGGCCGGGGGAGGGGUCGCAGAAAAAGGGACAGUGGUCACGUGAGCCCCGGGACCUUCUUCGACAAGUACUCUGCAGCGCCGGACAGCGGGGGCGCGCCCGGGGUGAGCCCAGGGCAGCAGCAGGCACCAGGUCCAGCCCUCGGGGGAAGCUCGUCAGGCGAGGCACGAGGGGCACCUACGCCUCACGAGAAAGCGCUCACUUCGCCGUCGUGGGGGAAGGGGGCCGAGUUGCUCCUGGGGGACCAGCCGGACCUCAUGGCUUCCCUGGAGGGCGGGGCCAAGUCGGACGGUAGUUCCCCGCACGUGGGUGAGUUCGCCUCAGAAGAGGUGAGCACAAGCUACGCCAAUGAGGAUGAGGUGUCAUCCAGCUCCGACAACCCCCCGGCCCUGGCCAAAGCGAGUAGGAGCCCCCUGGUGACAGGCUCGCCCAAACUCCCUCCCCGAGGGGUGGGCGCAGGGGAGCAUGGACCGAAGGCGCCCCCGCCCCCGCUCGGCCUGGGCAUCAUGUCUACCUCUACCUCGACCCCUGACAGCUACGGCGGCGGCGGGGGCGCUGGCCAUCCGGGCACGCCGGGCCUGGAGCAGGUCCGGACCCCUACGAGCAGCAGCGGCGCACCACCACCCGACGAGAUCCACCCGCUGGAGAUCCUCCAGGCACAGAUCCAGCUGCAGAGGCAGCAGUUCAGCAUCUCGGAGGACCAGCCCCUGGGGCUCAAGGGGGGCAAGAAGGGUGAGUGUGCCGUGGGGGCCUCGGGCGCCCAGAAUGGAGACAGCGAGCUGGGCAGCUGCUGCUCCGAGGCUGUCAAGAGCGCCAUGAGCACCAUCGAUCUGGACUCCCUGAUGGCAGAGCACAGCGCCACCUGGUACAUGCCGGCUGACAAGACCUUGGUGGACGGCGCGGACGACGACAAGACGCUGGCGCCCUGGGAGAAGGCCAAACCGCAGAACCCCAACAGCAAAGAAGCCCAUGACCUCCCCGCGAACAAGGCCUCAGCAGCCCAGCCCGGCAGCCACUUGCAGUGCCUGUCUGUUCACUGCACAGACGACGUGGGCGAUGCCAAGGCCCGAGCCUCCGUGCCCACCUGGCGGUCCCUGCACUCUGAUAUUUCCAACAGAUUUGGGACAUUUGUGGCCGCCCUAACUUGAAAUGACAAGAACACCCCCUCCCCCACCAGGCCCUUCCCUCCCCCCUCUCUCUCCCUUCUCCCCUUACCCUGCUCCCUCCCCACCCUGAUAAUUUGAAAGGGCCACUAUUGCUGAGUGGAUGAAUUAUUUUCUAGGUUGGUACCUGCUUAGUGGCAUAUGGACUGGAAGGGGUUAAUUUAAAGGGGAAAAAAAAACCUCAAAAAAAAUUUUUUUUAAAAGAGAAACUCUGUCUGCCACAGUAUGUUACCAGUGUUAACCCUUCAGCAGUUAGCAAACUUUUGCUUAAGCCUUUUCCCUGCUAGAUAAGUCCCAUUUUUCUGUCAUCUUGGCAUACGUUUUUUAGAUGACCUCUUUCUUUGUUUUAUUCCCAUGCUGCUGUAUGUCCAAGUAUUGUUAUUUCAUAAUGAGACAAGAGUUGCUUUCCUUUUUUAUUCUCUUUUAUUCUUGUUCCACCCCCACCCCCCGCACCCUCCCCCCCUUUUUUUUUCCUUUUUGCUUUGUUCACUGCUUAUUAAAAUGGAAAUCCUGGAGAAGAGUAGUUCUGGAAUAUUGCCGGGUGAAAGUCCAAUUGUCAUCACAAUAUUAUAUAUUGACAUCCAACUGUCAUCGGUCAGGCAGGAGCCAAACAAUGAACGCCCCCCUUAGGUAUUCUGCCUGGGAUUUUGUUUUGUCUGUUCCCUAAGAAAAUAGAGAGAUUUUCUUUCCUGCACACACACGUUCAGCCUUUCGCUCCGCGCUCUCCCCUGUGGCGGGCUGCCCCUCUGCAAGGGGGCGAUGGCGCGGCCAGCCCGCUCUGUGGGGAAGAGGCAGAGUGUUUGACAGCGGUGUUUUCGCUCCUGCUCUGGGCCUCUCCACCAACGUCCAGGCUCUGAGUUUGCACGCUAUGCUACGCUGAGCAGUCCUGGUCUGCUUGGGGGAUGGAGGCCUUCCAGCUUGCAGAGUCUCUGGGGGUUGGGGGCUCCAGGCUUCAACUCUGCUGCAACCAGACCCCUGGGUCUUGGGUGCUAGAGUUGGGGAUAGAUCAAUUCUUAGCCCUUGACCUUUCCUGACAGCUGUUCCCAGCCGGGUGUCCCUGGGGAAGGAUGGGAGAGCCUGGGUGUACCUCCCCCGCCUCUCCCCGUCGGUCCCCACGCACAUCUAUUUUACCAACUCCAACCUGGGCAGCUCCCUCAUCCCUGGAAGGGAUGAGGGAGCCGCACGCUCAGCUUGCCGAGCCCCCCCUCCAAGCCUGGGGAGACGUCUUUGCCAGGUUUUGCAGACUGCUGAGGGCCAGAGCGGGGAGAAAGGGAAUAUAACUCAUGACUUUGAUACCUGGGCCUUGUUUUGUGAACCCUGGAAUUUUCCCCCCUUUUGAUGUAAUCUCACACUAUUGCAAAGUUAGAGCCACAGUCCGUGUGUUCUCGUGAAGAAAUAGCUUCUCCUUUGAGAAGUGAGGAAGGGGCAGCUGGGCCGGCAGGGCUCCUGGACACAAGCGAGGCCUAUCCCCUGGUCCUCCCAGAGCCAUGGUCCCCAGAGGCCCAGGGCUGACAGGAGCGGGCACCUUUGGGUGCUGUCGAUGCCUGCAAAGGGCUCGAAUGACUUAUGGGGGAAUGAGGGGCACUGAGAUUCCAGGGCGGGUCAGGCAGGAAGGAACUGACACCACUUCACCCAAAUCCACGACCCAUAUUUUGUUUGUUUUUGUUAACGGCCGUGUCUUACUACACAAUAAAUUCCCCAUUUUGAGGCUCACCCUACCCCUUCCCCCCAGGUCCCCAGAGUGUGCAGACCUGGCUUUUUUUAGCAAGUGACCUGCAGACUUUGGGCUCACCAUACAACACCCACAUUGUUUAUUUCAAAGAACUUUUCAGCCAAGGGAGAAGAGCGUCCAGAAAAAUCUUGCUCUUUCCACGGCCCCCUCCUUCUUCCCUUCUGCUGGCUUUUUUGGCUUGGGUUGGAGUCUGGACAGUCUGAGGUUCUUGCAUGGACAGUCUGACCGGGGACUGACCCGCAGGCCGCAGAGGGCAGGUCGAAGCUGGCGGCGUGAAUUUAUCAGAAGAAGGUGUGAGCUGAUUUGGUUUCUGAGUUCUGCCACCAAAGGAGAGAAAAGGGGAGAGAUGUCCCCCGCCCCUGUCACCGGCUGCAGGGGAAUCAGCCAGUCUGAGCAAAACUCCACGCCCCCUCUGACUCCGAAAUGUACAGCUGUUUGAGAGCUUCAUCAUUUUAUUUUUUUAAAACAGGACUGAUUUCUCCUUAAUUGCUUAAGGCUGGGGGAGCCAAGCGUCUUGACUGGUGUCUUUCACUUUCCCCGCGUUGAGCCCAUCAGCACUUGGCCAUCAGCUCAUGGUCUUCGCAACCUUGGAAACCCCUGAAGUUUAAAACGUUCUCGCUCCCCACGACCCCAGAAUGGAACAGCUUUAAAAAUAGCCUUAAGCAAAAGGAUGUUAUUUCAUUAAAUUUGGUUUAAUAGAAAGAAUAAAAGCAAAUUAAAAACACACCCAGCCCAUGAGACUCCAAACACUGGUAAUUGGUACUGCAUAGCAAACUCUUCGGGAAAGAAAAUGAAAACGUUAUUGCACAUGUAAAAUAUGAAAACUUAACUCUGCUGUGUGUUAGGCAAUCCUGUAAUCUUUUUUGACUCUUAAAAGAAAUUCAUUUCUGAAAUGCUUGGUUGGAAGACUGUGACAAUAGCUCAUGAAAUUGAGUGUUAUUUUUUCUUUCUUUUUUAAAAAAAUAUGUAAAGUGCAGUCUUCUGUAUUCAUGCAUAUUGUAUAUACCUGUAUAUGUUUUCCUGAGCAGCUAAAUAACAAUAAAUAUGAUGUUAAUGGGGAAAAAAAAAAAAAA
Pteronotus mesoamericanus is the source of this 7276-nucleotide messenger RNA. It is a transcript of the gene MN1, whose product is annotated as MN1 proto-oncogene, transcriptional regulator. The transcript has 3 exons. Bases 530 to 4456 code for a protein of 1308 amino acids. Gene Ontology annotation, biological process: regulation of DNA-templated transcription. The record is from RefSeq and is a predicted model, not a curated record. Lineage: Eukaryota; Metazoa; Chordata; Mammalia; Chiroptera; Mormoopidae.